AUGAUCAAUCAUAACAACUUGGCUGAAACAUGCAAAGGAGGUGUUUCUUUAACGGAUUGUCUGGGACCCAAUGAAUUGGAAGUACUGUGGGUCCCUCAAUACCAUGGUAAGUUUCCAGCUACUGACUCGUUCCCAUACAUGGGACUCGUGACUGGGUUUAUGGGUGCUACAUAUUCCGGAACACCCCUUGUCAUGGCUUCACUGUUGGAUUUUAUUGCCAACCCAUUGCUGUGGACUGAUAUGGUUGAGAAAUAUCAGGCCACCAUCACCUCAGCCCCCAACUUUGCUUAUGCUUUGCUCCUCAAAAGAUUGAAGCAGGUCAACAGGACAGCUGACUGGAGUUGUGUGAAGCGGGCCAUGUUUGGAGGUGAACCAGCCCAGAUCGAGCCAUGUUGUGGAGGAAGUGUCAAAAAUGCUUCAAAACCAGACUCGGAAGGCCUUGUCUGCUGUGGAGAAGUAAACUCGCCUACGCUCAAGCUUCGAAUUGUCCAAGAUGGGCAGGAGGUUGAGGAUGGGCAAGUUGGAAGCAUCUGGGCUCAAUCACCACGUGUUGCUGUUGGUUAUUAUGGCCAGGCUGAGCUUACAAAGGCUACAUUUGCCAAUUCACUGCCAGGAUAUGAAGGCUCUUGGCUAGAAACUGUCAAAGAUGUCAUCAUUGUGAAUGGAAAGAACUAUUACCCAACAGACGAAGAGCUAUCCAUUGAUGAGGUUUUUGGGGAUGUUAUCCGUCCCGGAAGGACCUCAGCCUUUCAGCUUGGAGAGGACAGCAUUGGUGUCACACUCGAGGCUCAAAAUGGGUUUGACAAGUCAGCAAACAAAGAUUUGGCCAUCAAAGUAUCCAACCAUGUAUCAUGUGUUCAUGGUUUGUUUGUCGGUGAAGUUGUAAUUCUAAAGCUGGGUGUUACUCCAAAGACCACCUCGGGAAAGUUGAAGAGGAGUGAGAUCAGGCAGAAAACCAUAGCUGGUGACUGGAAGGAGUCUUCCGUGUUGCUACUGUCCAAGCGGCAUUGCAACACUGUUCCUGUGAGAGGUCAAGCUGAUGAAAAUCUUGCCGCAUUGCCUUGUGGAAUUGCGCAAAACCAAACAUAUCAAGCAAGUGGCCUACCAGCAAGAACUGACAAAACUCUGACAAGCCACCAAGAUUCCACUUUACCUAGUUGUGUAGUUGCAUGUGGAGCUACAGACUCAGAUUGCUUCUCCACAAGAUAUGCCAACACCAUCACAUCUGUCUUGGGUUCUGAAGUGGUAACAUCAAAAACAUGGGCUGAGAAUGGACUUACAUCUCUUAAGAGUGCUGAGCUCAGGAACAAGGUGGAAGAAACAUUGCACGUAGUUCUCCCAGCAAACUUUGAACAGCUCUACACAACAUCAACUGAACUCUCAGCCUUCCUGGAAGCAUCAGAGAGCAAGAGCUUUGCAAAGCAGGACCUGUACAAUAACCCUGACUUCCUAAGGAACUCAUCAGGGUUCAGGCUCAGCAAACUUCAACUUGCUCUAGUCCAAACUGUUGGACUACUUGCCAUUAUUCUCUUGCUCUUUGCAUCAGCUGUCCCUUCCUACUUCCUUGUCAACUGGGUCCUGGGCCACUCUGACACAAAGGAAAAAGAGGAGCGAGGUGGGCCAGUCUCUUGGGUACUCUUGCCUCUUGCCUUUCCUCUAUUUAUUCUGUCUUUCUCAGUGAUUGUGGUACUCUGUAAGAUUGUUGUUGUCAGGAAAUAUCAAUCUCAACAAUUUGAGCUCCUAUCGUGGGACUAUGUUUUUGUUAUUGGAGAAAAUUGCCAUGUCGCUGGCAUGAUCAGUCCUGGGGCCAAAAUUGGAGAUGGUAGCAAGGUGGAAACACUAUCUGUUAUUGAAGAGGGAGUCAUUGUACCUGAGGGUGUCCUUGCCAGAGGCAAUCCAGCUUACAAUGCUGGCCCAUUCAAGCAUCCAGAACCAACUCAUGUGGAGGACUCCAUGCUUGAUGCCCUCAAGAUUCUUUGGACGUUGUUUGAAGCAUAUCACUUCUUUGCAAUUUCCUAUUUGGUCCAUCUCUUACUCAACAAUGUCUUGCCCGCUUGGCAAUAUUCCACCAUUCUGCACUGGUUUGUGUGGUAUCCUGUUGCUUCUUUCCUUGCUCUUGUCACAAGCAUAUUACUCAAAUGGGUUUUGAUUGGGAAGCGUGAUCCAUCCGAUGCACAUGAAGAUUCAUUGUACCGCCGGGCAACCAACUGGGCUUGUGACUUCCACUUUCGUAUUGCCUCUUGGGCCCUCACGAUUGUCUUUGGGCAUUCCAAGAUCUCAAACCUCAUCCCCUUUCUCCAUGGCCUUGAUGUUGACUUUGUGUCAGAGCUCCACUUCAAACCUCAAUCUAGCUUGUUCUCCCCUUCCAAGGUUGACUACAUCAAGAUCCGGAAAUCAUUUCUCCCCAAUAUAUCCCUUGAUCUCAGCAGCAAGAAAGCUGUCUCCAAGGUUGAGAUCAUCAACAGCAGUGUUGGCUACAAUGUCCAUCUUCAUGCCGGAGUCACGAUAAUGGGAUCCAUGAUCCCACCAAGAUCUACUGUGUCAGAAAGCAUUUAUGAUUUGAAUGCAGCUGGACAGGCAUUCAAGCCCAAAUUGACAGGCCUGCUCCUCAUUGAGGGAACACAGCAGUUGAUGAAUGUGGUUGUGUUUGUCUCUCUUAUUCCCGCCUAUGAGAUUGGUCUUAUGGCCACCAAGAGCUCCUCACUGCUUAUUGUUGGAAUGGGGUUGGCUGCAACUUUCAUAAUGCAGCUACUUGUAUGGCUUCUCAUGGCCGGGGUAGUUGAAAGUGUACUGUUGACUUCACCCCACAGUCUCCAGCAGUGCACCAUUGUGGACAGUUCCUAUGUGAUGGCUCACUAUGUUGACAGGAAUGGGGUUACAAUAGAUGACACUUAUGUGUCUGGCAUUCUUCACCCUGGUUGUUAUGCUUCUGCUGGAGCAGUGGUGCAUGGUCCAGAAAGUUGUCCAAUGAAGGUUCUCCUCAGACCUGGUGUGGGUACUAAGUGUCAGUUCCAGGAUGCCAUGGCACCCAGUACGAAAAAGAAAGGGGGCCACGUCGUAGCGGAUGAGGAGUCUUGUUUGCUUGAUAUCUAG
Molecule: messenger RNA, 3093 nt
Organism: Seminavis robusta
Lineage: Eukaryota; Bacillariophyta; Bacillariophyceae; Naviculales; Naviculaceae
Source: the annotation of a GenBank genome assembly